AGCCGUGCCACUCUCUAAUCAACGAGUCUUAUCCAAUCUCGCCAAGCCCCCAUAACAGGUCCCGCUCACACUGCAGCGUUGUUGUCGUUCGAGCCAGGUUUCUUCUCGAUUGGGUUUUGCGAGGCGCGCGAGAACUCACCACGUUCCUUUCAUACUUCGAAAGACCAGCGCUUCGGGUCGUCAUUCCUUUGGUUGUGUGUUUUCCCGACCGCCGCAGCAUGCCUCUAUAGCGCCGCGGCAAACAUUCCAACCGUAACCUAUACCCAAUCGUCCGUUCGAUCAGCACCUUUUUUUUUCCGCAGCGAAUUGCCGAUUCUUUAAUAACCCCCAGUCGACCGCCGCCCGCCGCCGCUUGCCGCUGCCGCGCUGGCCAUGUUGACCAUGCUCAAACAACAAUCAUCGAGAGGCUUCAUCGCCCCGAGGGCCCGCCCCAAGACGCUGCUCUUUCUCACUCUGGCAAUUGUCACCGUCUACUUCCUGGCCACACGCGGCGCUCCUGCCGGCUAUCAUGUCGUCCCCUGGAACCAAGACGGCACCUCUCCACCCCCCGAAAAGGCCGCACCUCCUGAACCGCCAAAGUCGGAAGAGGAGAGGAAGCAGGAUGAGGAGAGACAAAAGCAAGAGAGAGAAAAGCACGAGCAAGAUCUGCGAGACGAGUUCGCGCGGGAGUAUGAAGCUGCCAAGAAGCUUCCCGGCAACGACGCGAUCUACGGAAACACACUUAACUCUCUGAAGGACAAGGAAAACAGGACCGCCGAGCACGCCGCCAACCUCCGUGAGUCUGGCACGCAGGAGGAGGCCUACACGAACCAGCGACCGGUCUACUUCAACCCUUACCCCGACUACAACAGCGAAGAAUGGAACAAGACGCAUCGCGCGCCUCAUGUGCCCUGCAUUGGUGCGACUGGCGAGGCCGUUGAUGAUCUCUUGGUCUUCAAGGGUCAUCCUGCGAAAUUCCCCAACCCGGGCUUCGGUGGCUUCGACGUCCUGGACAUGGACGGCAACAUUUGCUACGAGCGCGAGACCAGACUUGGACCCUAUGGUCUUCUUCCUCAACUCAGCAAGGCCGGUCUUCGCAUUGACUGGGAUAACAUCAACUGGGGCGACCUCCAGGAGAAGUGUAUUGAGAGAAACGCUGCCCGCUUCGACGAGGGCAAGCCCAACGAGUAUAUCAAGACUGCCUACCCCGACAUCGCCGAGAAGUAUGGCAAGGAGGUCGAGGAGGAAGAGGAGGCCAACGAGAAACGAGGCCUUACCAACAAGUUCAGGGGCGGGUCCAAGGGCGCUAAGGUGACGACUCCCGACGCCCGUACUGCUGUCCUUCUUCGAACCUAUACCGGCAAGAAGUACACCGAGAACGACAAGCAGGUCAUCCGUUCUCUCAUUUCUGAGCUUUCGCUCCGAUCCGGUGGCGAGUACCAGGUUUUCCUGCUACUGCACGUUCGCGAUCAGGCUCUCGACAUCUGGAACGACGAAGCCACGUACCAGUACGUGCUCAACGAGCAUGUGCCUCUCGAGUUCCACGGCAUUACCAAGCUGUGGAAUGACCAGGCUAUGUGGAAUCUGUACACAGCGCUUACCGACGAGAACGAAAAGAGCGUGCAUUCUGCCCAAUGGCUGUCGGUGCAGAAGUUCAGCCAGGACCACCCCGAAUUCGACUUUAUCUGGAAUUGGGAGAUGGACGCCAGAAUCAUCGGCCACAACUACGACUUCCUGAAGCGCCUCUCCGACUUCUCCAAGAAACAGCCUCGCAGAGGUUUGUGGGAGCGCAACGAGCGUUACUAUAUCCCCGAUUUCCACGGAGACUACGAUACCGACUUCCGCAAGGACGUUGAGCAACGCACGCGCGGCAACCAGAUCUGGGGCCCGCCCAAGCUGCCUUUCAUCAACCCCGUCGGCCCUAAACCUCCCGUCGAAAACCCUGAAAAGGAGCCGUACAAGUGGGGAGUUGGUGAGGACGCGGACAUGAUCACUGUCGGCCCCAUCUUCAACCCGAUCAACAGCAGCUGGAUCAUCUCGGACCACAUUUGGGGCUACAGAGACGAAAAGUUCCCCGACCCUGCAAAAACCCUCCCCCGCCGAACCACCAUUGUCACCCAAUCUCGUGUCUCCAAGCGCCUCUUGGACAUCAUGCAUGUUGAGAAUCUUCGCGGCAACCACAUUGCGUCGGAGAUGACCCCUCAGACUGUCGCGCUUCUCCACGGCUUCAAGACUGUGUUUGCACCUCACCCUACCUGGUUUGACCGCCCCUGGAAUGGCACUUUCCUCGAGAAGUGGUUCAAUCCUGGCCCUCGCGGCGAGAGCGGUGGCGAGGGCAGUCCUAUGGGCUGGGGAAGAGAGCGUAGAUACCAGGGCAUGACUUGGUACUACCGCGCCGAACCCCCACCAAGACUGUACAACAACUGGAUCGGAUAUGUCGACACUAAGAUUGGCGGCAAGAACUGGGAGAGAGCGCACGGUCGUCCGUGUCUUCCACCCAUGAUCCUCCACCCCAUCAAGGAGGUCAAGCCGACAGAACCCGGAUUCGCGACCCAGUUCGAGCUCUUCUACGGCUGAACGUGCCCACGCAGAAUUAUGGUGUAUGAUGUACGAACAAGACUUGCUUCAAACUGGGUUUCGUGGUCUCGCUGGCAAGAGCGACGAUGUAUGAAGCAGAGAGCACUGGCAGCAGAAACAACCGGACAUGAGAGUUUUCAAUGGGAUUUGGAGGGUACCUAUCCUGGAGAACAGGCGCUGCUACGAAUACCACUACAUGCCCGAGAGGCUAUGAAUAUCAACGAGCUCCAGGCAAUCGCCCCUGGGAACCGUGGCGACAUUUACCGAUUCAUUCCGUCCAUACGCAUGCGGGCCACAGGUUAGAUAUGAAAUCGUUACAGUGUUGCCCCUGGAGCAAGACGUUGUCUCUUUCAAAUCAACUGUUUCGGCCUUCACAUGUGUGGAAACGGGGUUACCGUUUUCAUCACUAGUGAUGCAUCUUCAGUCAAAAAACAUGGCAGAUUUUCACUCUUCUUCAUUGUCCAAUGCCGACAAACCCUGUUCUUUCUCCCCUACCUUACUUUACUCUCUUUUUGGGCAUUUUUACAGCGAUUAGACCUUUUCCCUAAACGGCCGGCUUUACUUUUUUAGUUGUACAAAGGGUGGAUGUAGAUGGAUUGUGUGAGAAGGUGGGGAAACCAAUGUUGCCGGUUUUCGGGACCGAGUGAGC
Messenger RNA from Colletotrichum scovillei, 3205 nucleotides. RefSeq lists its product as uncharacterized. The record is from RefSeq and is a predicted model, not a curated record. The transcript is spliced from 2 exons. Bases 373 to 2556 code for a protein of 727 amino acids. Lineage: Eukaryota; Fungi; Ascomycota; Sordariomycetes; Glomerellales; Glomerellaceae.